GACUUCGGUUGGCAUUCCCAGAAUUUUUGCAGGAGGGUUUUGUUUUUUUCCAAGGAUUUUUGCGAAUGAGAAAUUUAAAAAUUGCAACAAUGAAAUACUUGGUCAACAACGAAUGAGUGAAAUAUAGUGCUUUGUUUUGGUGGUUAAUUUGCAAUACGUUCGAAUUUAUUUUUAGUUUCUCGGGAAGAAAACUCUAAAGACAGAGGUUCUCAUUUUCAACCUUCCUAGCAUAGUUACGGAAUCUUCUCACUUCUCAGUGCAAAAACAAGAUCGUUAUAUGGUUGUAAUGAUGCACGGCCGAUGCGAAUGUUUGUGAGAAAAAACCACUUCUGUUCUUAACUGUGAUAUGCGAUUCAAUUUUGAAGAUUUCACCAGAUUCAAGUUAGUAAAGUGACUUCGUACUUGUGUCGGAGGUCUAGGUCGUUGAUUGCGAAUUGCAAAUAGAUUGUACUAUUAGAGGGAUACAUUUCUGUAUUUUCAUCCGAGCGUGUGUUUACUCCCACCUGCUUUCAGUAAUUUUGGCCUUCAGUUUCGAGUGAGGUUGUGUGAAAUAAUCUAGUUUAAUUUUUUCGCAACGCAUGGCGAAAUUACUUUUACUAGAUGGUGGAGCAUAAGGGGAUUGAGUGUUUUGGAGUUCGACGUAAGGGUAAGGUCAGAUUUUUGAGAGAAGAGGACGUCAACAAUUGCCGCCACGGCUUUUACAGAGAUGGUAGGACUCGCGGGCGGGGGUGGUCAUCUUUACCCCUCGCCCCCGAUGCAGCCUAAUCCAGAAAUCAGAGAAAUGACGGGGAUGGCACCUAGCGCCCCGACCAGUGCGGAUGCGUGUCUCAGCAUUGUACAUUCGCUAAUGUGUCAUCGUCAAGGAGGAGAAAGUGAGACUUUUAGCAAAAGAGCCAUCGAGUCACUGGUCAAAAAAUUAAAGGAAAAACGAGAAGAGCUCGAUAGCUUAAUUACAGCUAUCACAACAAAUGGAGCUCACCCCAGUAAGUGCGUUACUAUUCAGAGAACUCUGGACGGCAGACUGCAGGUGGCUGGACGUAAGGGCUUUCCUCACGUCAUCUACGCACGAAUAUGGCGCUGGCCAGAUCUUCAUAAAAAUGAACUCAAGCACGUCAAGUACUGCCAAUUCGCAUUUGAUCUCAAGUGUGACUCCGUUUGUGUGAAUCCGUACCAUUAUGAAAGGGUCGUCUCUCCAGGGAUAGACCUGUCAGGAUUGACACUGCAAUCGGGGGUUGGAGUUGGACCUGGUGGGCGCAUAGUGAAGGAUGAAUAUACGGUAGGUGGUGGAACGGGUAAUACUGCGGCUGGAGUCGGCGUAAGUACAGGAAUGGAUGUUGAUGGCGAGAUAAAUCAAACUAUUCAACAUCAUCCACCACCGCAAGCACCUGCGGCGAAUAAUCCACAGCCUCAGCAAUCGUUUAUACCUGUUCUUGCGACACCAAACCCAGCCAAUGGCGAGGGAAUGUUUAGUGGAGGCGGGGGAGUUAACGGUGGUAAUCCACACACCAAAUUGGAAGAGAGUAGUUGCCCUCGGCAGACUUGGAUUCCCACGCCUCAUCAUUCCUCGACGCGAAAUAUACACCAUUCUGUAGUACACCCGAUGGGUCACGCUGUUGGUAAUCAACAGCAACCCUUAAAUACAACAAGUGGUAACGCGAGUGGGCAGAUUUUGAACUCUACCCAGAGUCAAUCGACCGAACCCUUUUAUGGAACAUCUACACCACCUCAGGACCUUAAUCAGCCUCCGGCAGCAGUCGAUCCAUUGGCUGCGACCUUAAGUGGCAGUCAGAGCUCACCAGUGUCGCCGGUACAUUUACACCAUCAAAAUGGUUUUUCUGUAGCCACUGUUGCAAAUCCAUAUAAUACUGGUGCACCACAAUGGACUGGUGCCAACACCCUGACUUAUACGCAGAGUAUGCAGCCUCCUGACCACCGGCAUCUUCAUACCACGUCGUACUGGGGUGGACAUGGAAGCGAAGUAGGAGGAAAUUUACUCUCGAGUCAACCAGCUCCAGAAUACUGGUGCUCUGUUGGAUACUUUGAAUUGGACACUCAAGUGGGUGAAACGUUUAAAGUAAGUAGUAGUUGUCCUACCGUAACAGUCGAUGGUUAUGUGGAUCCCAGUGGGGGUAACAGAUUUUGUCUUGGAGCUCUGAGUAACGUGCACCGCACAGAGCAAAGCGAAAAAGCCCGUCUGCAUAUAGGAAAAGGCGUAGUUCUCGACUUGCGAGGCGAAGGCGACGUUUGGCUCAAGUGUCAAAGCGAACACAGCGUCUUUGUCCAAUCUUAUUACCUGGAUAGAGAAGCUGGUCGUGCGCCCGGUGAUGCGGUUCACAAAAUUUAUCCUACAGCGUAUAUUAAAGUCUUCGACCUACGACAAUGCCACAAACAAAUGAGAGGACAAGCUGCCACUGCUCAAGCAGCAGCAGCGGCUCAAGCAGCAGCUGUAGCUGGUCAUCUCACUCAUGGAGCACCUAUAACUAAAAGUCUUAGUGCAGCUGCUGGAAUUGGAGUUGACGAUCUCCGACGACUUUGCAUCUUGCGAUUAAGCUUUGUAAAGGGAUGGGGUCCAGAUUAUCCUAGACAGAGUAUAAAGGAAACACCAUGCUGGAUUGAAGUACACCUCCAUCGAGCACUUCAGCUCCUUGACGAAGUGCUGCACACGAUGCCAAUAGACGGCCCACGUGGUAUCGAGUAAUCCAAGGAUUAAAUUAGCGCAACUAGAAUCAGCGUGUUAGCUUGAUAUAUAGAGAUGAAAAAGUAAAUGCCUGGUGAUUCAAUUCUCAUGAGGGAUACUCGCCAUGCUCUUAUCGAAAAUCACCUGAUAUGUGAAAUUAAUGUUUCGCACAGCGUAUAGUAUGGAUAAUGGUAAGCGACGGUUUUGUAUUAUAGUAAUCCAGUCGAUUAUUUAUAAGACGACAUUGUUAUUUGCUACACUAUUAGAAAAAAUGUAUAGCGUUUUACUAUGAGUAUAAUGGAAGGAAUCGGCAUAAACGUACAGUGAAUUUACCAUGCAUGCUUAGUACUCUGAAUAGUGAGGAAUUAAAUUGACUGUACUUUUGUAUAGUAAGAGUGUAGUGAAAUUGCUAACAUUCUUAACAGUGCACGAAUUUCGUUCCCUUUUACGGUAAAGAGUUUUUAUAAGCUAUGAAUAACGAUGGUGACGAGAAUGCACAUGUCGACUAACAAGCACUUUCGAAAAAGCAAAACGGUGACAAAAAGUACCUAUGUAAUUUGUUCAUUUUUCAGAUGUUUAAUGGGUUUCUUUACUUUUUAAUUCAGAGAAUUCGUAUUAUCGAUUGACUUAUUACUAUUAUCAUGAUUGUAGAAACGAAAUGUUUUUAUAUUUAAUAUUAUUAUUGUUGCUGGAGAAGAGGCCAGGGACGAUUAUCAUGAACGGGACAAAGUUCUGGAAUAAAGAACACCACACGACGUGCCUCUUCUCCAUCGUUCGUCAGUGUUGCUAUUAUGACGUAGAACUUGUUGAAUACUUAUAUCUAAUAUUUAAGUUCAAUUUUAUUAUGGCGCAUUUAUGCGAAUAUUCACAUAUAUUUAAAAAUGUCUAUUUGACAAUAUCGCUGAGAGGAUUAAAAGUUGACCAAAUUGCAUUGUCUAUCAUAUGGACCGAACAGCAUUCUGGGGCAAUAACGCUAACUCGUAGAUAUGGCAAUUACCCCUCAAGUUCAUCAUUCAAUGUUAAUUUUUAAACUGCCUCCUGAAUUUUAGAACACCAGUCAUGUGUCUUGGUUCAUAAUGAAUGAGAUUUGUUUGCGUUAAAGCUCCUAAAGACACAGCCUUCGUUAGUAGUUUGAUAUUAAUAUAUUAGACAGGCAUUCAUGGAAAAAGCAACUUGAUCCCCUAUGAACCAUAAUAACUAGAUACCACGUUCUUCGUCACCAAGAUCAACACUACCGAACCAAAAAAAAAUGAAAAUAAAAAACUGUACAAAGAACGAUAUGCACUGUGAUAAGUGUGAAUUUGCAGACAAGAAGAAACGACAACAUUGAGUCGCUUCGUUGUCGAAUGGAUAAUGCCUUCAUGUGAAGAUCACACCGCCAGAGCGAAACAAAAACUCUGCCCUCCAAACAAGAAAAGUUGUAACUACAUUUUGGAUGAGUACCCUGUCAUCCCCAUUUUGGUUAGGUUAACAGGGGGCUCAUCCACAAUGCAGUUACUACUUUUCUUGUUUGGACAGCAGAACUAUGGAUUAACAAAUAGAGAAUGGAGAAAGUGAUCUCCGCAAUCAACAAAGUAUGUGCCAUCUUUUUAAUACUGUUUGCGAAGAUUAAGAUUUUAAGAAUUUUGUACGAACCUUGUAUUUUUCACUAGCAUAUAACGCGAAGACGUAGCACACUUUCGGUCAUGGUGCUCUACUAUGACGAAUAACAUAGAAUGUACGAAAGUCUGAAUGAUGAGACCGAAUUUUAUAUAUUCACAAAAACGAAGUCGAAGCUAUUUUAUUGGCUAGAAUGCGUUGCACGCCAAUUCAUAUAUGCGCACAAUGCACCUGUAACAGAGUUUUUUUAGGGAUGUGCGCUUUGAUUGUCAAAUACAUUCAUGCUAGAAUUUAUAUAUAAAAAAUACUUUCGGUGGCUUAAAAUAAUUACAAACAUGAAAAAAAAAUCUUUAUUCUUAAGAGUAUUUUACUAUUUUUUAUUGUUAAAAAUUGUAAUCGAGUAUCUGAAAGCAAACUUUUACAUCUUUUAAUUAGUUUUUAAUCGUUAAUGUCUCGGAAAAUGCGUACGUGUUCACAAAAUAAAAUAUCAUAAAUGGCUAUGAUAAUUCCAAGCGCCAAAAUGAAUUUUUAUAUUUUGUUUGAAAGUUAGAAAUGUUAUAUUCUUAACAAUUUCUAUUGACUUUAUUUGUAAAACUAUAUUACUUCAUUAUAUUAGAAAAUGUAAAAAAAUUUAGAACAGUUAUAAAUUAUUUAAAUUUUUUAGAAUUUGCUUCAAUUGAUAUGAAAAAUAAUCGAGGCUGUAUUUUUACUGAUUAAGAUUUUGCGGAUUGAAAUUAAUGUACUAGUUGAAAUUUACCUUGAACUAUUUGUGGCUGUUUUAAGAUAUUUGCAAAGUGUUUUGAAAAUUAUGUUUGCACGAAGCGCACAAUCCUAGCUCAUGUUCGUUAAUCUCAUUAACGUUCAGCGUGUCCUUGAUCUCGGUAAAAAUGUAAUCUGCAGUUUGGUAAUGUGCCAGCCUUAAUGUUUUUAGGAAUUAUAUAGAAACGUAAAUUCAAUUUCAACUGUGAACGGCGAGAUAGAUGCGAUGGCAACUUACAGGACCUUUGUAUGCCCAGUACUCAAGUGGUUACGAAGAGUAAAUUACCGUAGUGUUGAUACAUGUUUAUUAAUGUGGAUCAUGAAGUCCACUUUUUUAAUCUUCUUGAAGAAACAAUAGUAAUAUCUUCUUUGAAUCGUGAAAGUUAUUCUGCAUUAAUUCAUAAGCAUUAUUUUUAUUUGAGAGUAUGAAACUUGUACGGAUGUCAAUUUUCAAAAUAGUAGCAUCAGUACGCCUAAAUUUGAUUUAAAUUAUUUAAAAGGAAAAGAGUGAAAUCUUUGUGACCUUAACAGCAUUUGGGAUGGGUGAUAAACAUGUUUUAAAUUCUUCUUACAACUCUGGUAUUUUUCGAACUAAUGAAGAUAAUUCACUUUUUCCUUUUUGUUCUGAUCGGGGGUUCCCAUUAUUUGAAGAUACGCAAAAAGUAAAAAAUUAACCAAAACGGAAACCGAUUUUAUUAAAAUAAUUUUUGUCUUAAAUAUGCGAGGCACGGAAAAAAGUUAAAAAGCAAAAUGGUUCCAUUCGGAAGUGUCCAACAAAAAGUUCCUUUCCAAAAUAAUUAUGAACUUUUUGUAGAUCACUUGGAAUGAAACAAUUUUGCUUUUGGACUAUUUUCUGCGUGUCAGAUAUUUAAAAAAAUAUCAUUUUCAUAACAAACGGUUACUGCUUUGUUAAUUUUUAACGUUUCAGUAAUUUUUCCUGGAUUUUGAAACAAUGAAAACUCCUUCGUUAGGUUAAAAAAAGGUAAUUAUGUCAAUUGUUUGUAAACAAACACUGAAUAUGCAGCACAAAAAAUUUGUCAGUUUUUCUUUAAUUUUCGCAUGCAAUUUUUUAAAACUUCUUUUGGGAUAGAAAGAACACAAAGAAUUGAACAAUUGUCGUGUUACCGUUGCUACUAAAAUGCAAAAUGUAGAUAAAAAGAAAAUUGAAAAAUUAGGGUUUUACUUUCAAAGAAAUGCAGAAGAGAUUUUUCGCUACAAUGAAGAAAUGGGAAAGAAAUCGAUCAAAUGGAUUUAAUGAUUCUCUAUAAUAGAUAUAUGUAUAUAUCUUUUAACUUUUGCAUAAACGUAUACUGGCGAGACCCUAUUGUGUCUAUUAAUGAUAAUAAUAUAUGAAUAAGUAACGAAGAAAUGAGUACAACACUUAAGCAUCUGUUAGUCUGUAUGAAAAGAGCACCUAAUGUACCUUUACAAACUACAUUUCCAUUGAUCAUUAUUGAAACUGAAGACUCUUGUUUUUGAUACAAACAAUACAUAUUACAAAAGUGCAAUAGUCCUAAACUCUAGCCGGCAAUAUACCUUGAGCAGUAAAACAAAAAGGUACAUUAAGUACGUAAAUUAUGUUAACGAUGUUUAAGAACGAUGGUUUGCUAUGCCAUAAAACGAAAAAUUGUAAUAAUGAUGUACCUUCCCCAGCGAUUUUCCUAUCGCUCACUAUUAACAAUAAGUAAAAUUCGUAAAAAAAAUUUUGGUGACUGCUGCUCUCCGCUCUUUACCCUCAUUACGUAUUAAUUUUAUCGUGCCAAUACGUUUUGAAUUUGCCAAAAACCUGUAUAUUUUCCACAGAAGUGAAAGCGAAAAAAAUAUUUUAAGAUUCAGUAAAGUCCUGCGUCGUUUAACUGUACGUGGCGGUGACACGACAUUUUGACUUUUUUAAUCGACUCAACGGCGAUGCAGGAUUCCAAGAUCUCCAGUUUUGGAAAAACAGCCUCUGUGAUAAAGCAGCGAUAAUUUUUAGACUUGUGAAUUCAACGACCGAAUGAACAAUGUUUUCGAACAUAUGGCCAAUGGAGCAUUCGGAAAAGCUUGAUGUUUAAAUUUGUUUUUAAAAAUUAAAUUCAUAAAAACUUUCACGAUUUUUUUAAUGGUGUCAACUAAAACUUGACUCCUUUGUUUACAAAUUUUAAUCUGCUGUCUACAGUGCGAAAUUUUUUGAAAAUAAUAACGAGCAGCGCUUCGGUAUACACUAGCAGGAUCUAUUAAGUUGAAUUACAGCAUUAAGUUUGUAGACAAAAUUAAAGUUUAUAUAACAGGCACCAGAUUCAGAAUGAACGACCCUGAAAACUUAUGGCUAUGGUGGUCUGGUUCAGUGACAAUGCUACUUUUAUUUUUUUAAUUGCCUGUAUUAUUUAUCACAAUGUAUGAGCAAACCUUGCUACUAAUAAUUAAUCAUAGGCCAAACAGAUUUAUUUUAAAAUGCAUACUUUUUCUUAUGCGAUUAAUGGGUUUUUUUACCGAAUGAAAUAGUACGUGUCUAAACCAAAGAUGUUCGGAUGAUAUAUUUAUUGUUGCAUUACGAUUAACUGGGAAAUGUAUAUUUACUCAAAGCUGUACACAACUAUUCUCAAUAAUAAAUAGUGUCACAACCCGAAAUAAAAAGAGGAAUCUGAUAC
Molecule: messenger RNA, 7665 nt
Organism: Belonocnema kinseyi
Lineage: Eukaryota; Metazoa; Arthropoda; Insecta; Hymenoptera; Cynipidae
Gene: Med
Product: mothers against decapentaplegic homolog 4
Exons: 11
Coding region: 707-2698 (663 amino acids)
Biological process (GO): SMAD protein signal transduction; anatomical structure morphogenesis; cell differentiation
Cellular component (GO): heteromeric SMAD protein complex
Molecular function (GO): I-SMAD binding; RNA polymerase II cis-regulatory region sequence-specific DNA binding; DNA-binding transcription factor activity, RNA polymerase II-specific
Source: RefSeq, a predicted model, not a curated record